AUGACCAACUCUUCGAGAAAGCUUGGUCUGAUGGAAAAGGUGUUUGAGAGUAGUGAAUGGUGCAACAUUGUCAAGGCUGACGGUUUCUUGCCAUUUCUUUGUGGCAGCGAUCUCACGAAGCUCGAUAAGGAAGGAUCAUGGGUCGCAAUGGAUAAAACGGAGGAGCCCAUCUACUUGGCUCUGGGCCUGACACACAAGGAGCAUACUUACCCGAAUGCUAUUGAUCGCUCCGGGUUACCUCACAAAGAUCUCUUCUUCAAAUGCCUAAAGCGGUACAAAUGGUCGAACGAACAACGGAGAGAUAUUCUCCUUCACGACGCCAAUAUUAUGCUGAAUAUCAGCCAAUAUUACACGGAGGAUAUUCAUCAGGUCAAUACGGCUUGUAUCACGAGGCUUGGCCAAGGGGUCAUCGGUGAAGACAAGUUUGUACCUGGAUUGGCAUUAAGUUUAGGUGAUGAGGAAGCGACAGGUGUGCGGGCAUUACACUUGGACGUUUACUUGUUCUUCAUACUGGAGGUCUGGGGCAUCACCAUAGUGUGGCAAUUCUACGACCCCGAGGACCCGUCCAUUGAUUCGUGA
Molecule: messenger RNA, 579 nt
Organism: Anthostomella pinea
Lineage: Eukaryota; Fungi; Ascomycota; Sordariomycetes; Xylariales; Xylariaceae
Source: the annotation of a GenBank genome assembly